Molecule: messenger RNA, 336 nt
Organism: Helobdella robusta
Lineage: Eukaryota; Metazoa; Annelida; Clitellata; Rhynchobdellida; Glossiphoniidae
Exons: 3
Coding region: 1-336 (111 amino acids)
Source: RefSeq, a predicted model, not a curated record
AUGUCCCGUUUUAACAGUUGCCAGGAGAAGAUCGUGUGCGACUUCCCGGGUUCGAAACUCUUCAUCCGCAUGCACGAGUACAUCUAUACUAGGAAUCUAUACUGUGAUAUCCGAGAUGAUGAAGAUUUAUUGUCGACAUUGGACGAGCUGAAGAUGAAGAUGCAUGAUAACAUGAUGGAGGUCUUCCAGGAAAGAACUUGUCGCGAGUGGCUAGAGGACAACAUCAGAGCGCUCUAUCUCCAGAUGAGUCAACAAUAUUCACUGAUGAUGCAGUACCUCGUGGAGAACGGCGCAACUGGCCCAGAAUCGCCAAAACCACCAUCGCUACUACAUUAA